Messenger RNA from Clonostachys rhizophaga, 1848 nucleotides. The record is from the annotation of a GenBank genome assembly. NCBI's taxonomy places the organism in Eukaryota, Fungi, Ascomycota, Sordariomycetes, Hypocreales, Bionectriaceae.
AUGCCUGCUGGAGAUGCCACUGAGGGGAUUGCCGGAGCUGAGCUCCGUGCCGAAGCCAUUGAUGAGAAGAGAAACUCACUGGCUAUAGCUGAGACGACCCAGCAUGCUGCGUCCCUCGCUGGCUCACAGGGCCACAUCCCUCAUGAUGGAGAGGCCCCUACUGCCGAGGACCUUGUCACCUUGCGCCGUGUUGCAACCAAAAUUCCACUGAAACUCUUCUCAAUCGCAUUUAUCGAGAUGUGUGAACGGUUUUCGUACUACGGCACCACCAUCGUCUUUACUAAUUUCAUCCAGCAGCCUCUUCCUGAUGGCUCUACUACCGGUGCGGAUGCGGAUCAGCCCGGAGCUCUCGGUAUGGGUCAACGAGCCAGCACAGGAUUGACUACAUUUAAUCAAUUUUGGCAGUACAUGAUGCCUCUCUUCGGUGCCUACGUUGCAGAUCAAUAUUUGGGUCGAUAUCGAACCAUCAACUAUGCCCUGGCCAUAGAUAUCAUAGGGCACAUUAUUCUCACGAUGUCUGCGAUCCCUGCGGUUAUUAGCAACAAGAACGGCUCAUUGGGAGCCAUGAUUGUCGGUAUUCUUAUCAUUGGCUUCGGUACUGGAGGUUUCAAGCCCAAUGUGAACCCAUUGAUCGUGGAGCAGCUUGGAGAGCAGCAUCUCCAUGUCAAGACAUUACCGAGUGGUGAGAGGGUCCUUGUAGAUCCAGCAGUGACACACGAGCGAAUAUAUCUCUGGUUUUAUUUCGCUAUCAACACUGGGGCCCUCGCAGGGCAAAUCUCCAUGGUAUGGGCCGAGAAGUAUGUUGGUUUUUGGCUUUCCUACACUCUGCCUACAAUCAUGUUGUGCCUCUGCCCUCUAGUGAUGAUUUGGGGCCGAAAGCGCUAUGUUCGCCGCGAAGCAGGAGGUUCAGUUUUGGGCCCAGCAAUGAAGACCUUCUUCCUUGCUAACAAGGGACGCUGGUCUAUCAACCCUUAUCGAACCUGGAAGAACCUUCAUGAUGGGACCUUUUGGGACAGUGUCAAGCCGAGCAAAUUCACCGACGAGACUCGACCUAAGUGGAUGACUUUCAAUGAUGCUUGGGUUGAUGAAGUCCGCCGUGGAUUCAAUGCCUGUGCUGUAUUCCUCUGGUUGCCUUUGUAUUGGCUGUGCUAUAAUCAGACAAACAACAACCUUAUAUCCCAAGCUGCCGUCAUGGAACUGCACGGAGUGCCCAACGAUGUCAUCACUAACCUCAACCCCUUUGCCCUUCUCAUCUUCAUCCCGCUCAACGACUUCUUCAUCUAUCCAGCUCUGCGCAAGUACGGCAUCCGAUUCACCCCAAUCAAGAAAAUUGCGUGUGGUUUCAUGGCCGCAACCACUGCUAUGGUUUGGGCCGCCGUUGUCCAACACUACAUCUAUCAGACGUCAGAGUGUGGCAAGUACGCAGCGGGUGAGGACUGUGCGCCAGCUCCCCUCAACGUCUGGAUUCAAUCCGGUCCCUACAUCCUGAUUGCUCUGUCCGAAGUCUUUGCCUCCAUCACAUCACUCGAGUACGCCUUCUCCAAGGCUCCCAAGAACAUGCGAUCCAUGGUUCAGGCUUUUGCUCUCUUCAUGACCUCCUUCUCGGCCGCUCUCGGCCAGGCCUUUGUCUCCCUUUCUGCCGACCCUCUCCUCGUCUGGAACUACACCGUCGUCGGAUGCCUCGCCUUCGCCGGCGGCAUUUGCUUCUAUAUCCAGUUUAGACACCUCGACAAGCAGGAGGAUGAACUCAACGAGCUUCCCGAGGGUCUUGUCGCCAACAAGGAAACUGGCAUCGACGUUCCCCUGCACAAAUCUGUGUCAGAGACCCAGAGAGGAGACGCGGUAUAA